AUGAAAGCUUCAACGUUCCUCCCCGGAUUUUCAUUUGUGAUUGUGGAUGACAACUGCACCUCGCACAAGAAGGAGGCGAAGCCUGCCAUUGCCAGCCUCGACAAUUGCUCUUCGCACAAGAAGCCUGGCAGAUCCGUUUCACCGCGACGCACGACCUCCUUGGAUCGUUGGUCAUCGCACAGCAACAGCUCCACACGCAGCCUGGACGCGUCAAUGGCUCCUCCAGACAGACCCGAGCAACGUCGCUGGUCCACUGGUGGAGGCAGCAGCAGCGUUCCCCGAACACCUCCAAGGCGAACCAGUCUGACCAAGGUUCAUGAUUAA
Molecule: messenger RNA, 324 nt
Organism: Seminavis robusta
Lineage: Eukaryota; Bacillariophyta; Bacillariophyceae; Naviculales; Naviculaceae
Source: the annotation of a GenBank genome assembly